This is a messenger RNA of Pochonia chlamydosporia 170, 1527 nucleotides long. Its product is annotated as Ran1-like protein kinase. NCBI's taxonomy places the organism in Eukaryota, Fungi, Ascomycota, Sordariomycetes, Hypocreales, Clavicipitaceae. The coding region runs from base 1 to 1527 and encodes 508 amino acids. Gene Ontology annotation, biological process: autophagy; peptidyl-serine phosphorylation. Gene Ontology annotation, cellular component: cytoplasm. The transcript is spliced from 2 exons. Gene Ontology annotation, molecular function: ATP binding; protein serine/threonine kinase activity. The record is from RefSeq and is a predicted model, not a curated record.
AUGCAGCACCAUGCGCCAUUCGGAUAUCCUACGCCCCCAGCAUCCCCCGCCUACGACAAUUUCAAGUGUGGCAACAACCAGCAGACAUACUCGGUCACUCCAUUCCAGUCCAGAUGCAUCCCGUUGGCCCCAGAGCAGAGAUUAGGAAGACUUCUGGAGGGAAAGCUUCAGUUGACCGAGGUGCUCGGGACCGGCGCCUAUGGAGUAGUCUACGCUGCCAUCGAUGUAAAGACUGGUGUCCGGUAUGCUGUCAAGUGUCUGAGCAAGUAUAAUGCCGAUGGUACUCCGUUGGAACGACGCCAGGUUGCCUAUCAACAACGGGAGAUCAGACUUCACUACCUUGCCUCAGCGCAUCCCAAUAUUGUGUCUAUGCUCAAGAUCGUAGAUGACCCCGAUUGCAUCUAUGUCAUCUUGGAGUAUUGCCCAGAAGGAGACCUGUUCCUCAACAUUACAGAGCUUGGCCAAUACGUGGGUAAGGACCAACUCUCCAAGAAGGUUUUCCUGCAAAUCGUCGAUGCCGUUGAGCACUGCCAUAAACUGGGAAUCUACCACAGAGAUCUGAAGCCUGAGAACAUUCUGGUGACGGAUAAUGGAAACACCGUCAAAUUGGCCGACUUUGGCCUUGCCACUGCGGAUGAUCGCUCCGAGGACUACGGAUGCGGCUCGACCUUUUACAUGAGCCCUGAAUGCCUCAAUCCUUCAACCCGGAAACCCUACUACAUGUGUGCACCCAAUGAUGUCUGGUCAUUAGGAGUCAUUCUUGUCAAUUUGACUUGUGGCCGCAACCCAUGGAAGCAGGCCUCUUGCCAGGACUCUACCUAUCGGGCCUACACCCGAUCUCAGGAAUUUCUCAAGACAAUCCUUCCCCUGACUGAUGAACUGAAUGAUAUUCUGGGCAGGAUUUUUUGCCCCAACCCGGAGAUGAGGAUCACCUUGGCUGAGCUGCGAUGCCGCAUCAUGGCUUGCUCUCAGUUCACGGUGCCAGCAUCCCAACCGUUGUCCAUUCAGCAACACCAGCCAGUCUCACCACACAUCCCCGAAUACGUUACCGAUGAGGACGCCAUUGUCGAUGAUUACGAAUACGACUCUCCUCUCUCACCAGCCAGCACCACGUCCGAUGAGGGAUCGCUCACAUCUAGCGGCUCCACCAUUGAUGACCUGGAUGACGAUGAUUUUAUGCAAGAACAACAACAACAGCAACACGACGCUCCUGUCUCUUUUACUCCGGUGACCUAUGGGCCAGAGGACACCAGAGACUUGGGAAUUUACCAUGGCCAAGGCAUACCGCAACAGUUCACUGAACCCAGAGUAGUACCUAUACCGAUUCAAGUGCAACAGCAACCAGUGGUCUGCCAACAAACACCAGUGCCCAUCCAAGCGCCGGUGCCUGUGCACGCGCCUUGCCAGCCUAAAUCGUUCUUCCCGCUGUGGGAAGUCGUCAGAUACGUUCAACAGGUUCCUAUGAUGCAACAUCCUGUUGCCUUUCAACAAGUUCCCUUCAUCCCCUCAUUCCAAGGUUGCUAUUAA